UCUAGUGUCAGAUUAACAAGAAAUGUGUGUUUAGUGAGCAUUAUUUUCGAAGUUAUGUCGAAAUUGACAUUUGUUGACAGCUGAGCCGCAUCCGUUAUUGGCCCUCUCUUUCUUUUCGUUUCUUUCUUUGACAACUGAAAUUCGUCAAGAUGGUAAACGUACCAAAACAACGUCGCACCUUCUGCAAGAAGUGCAAGUGCCACAAAUUGCACAAAGUCACCCAAUACAAGAAAUCCAAGGAGCGCAAAGGUGCCCAAGGUAGACGUCGUUACGACAGAAAACAACAAGGUUUUGGUGGUCAAACUAAGCCUAUCUUCAGAAAGAAGGCUAAAACUACCAAAAAGAUUGUCUUGCGUAUGGAAUGCACUGAAUGCAAAUACCGUAAACAAUCUCCUUUGAAGCGUUGCAAACAUUUCGAAUUGGGUGGCGACAAGAAACGCAAGGGUCAAAUGAUUCAGUUCUAAAUGAAUGGAAUCGUUUCCAUCUCGUCCUCAACUACAAGUUUUAAAACACAACACCACCAUCUACUUGUAUCAACAUUUUUAGUUGCCCACGACGUUGUUUCUUUACUAAGUGUGUACAUUUUUAUAAGUUGUAUAAAAAUUACAUUUUUGUAAUUUUUACAAAUUAAAGUUUUGGAUAAAAAUAACAUUGAAAUCACUUUGCAAGAAAGUGUUUUCAAGUUAAAAAAAGAAAAAAACAAA
Messenger RNA from Calliphora vicina (urban bluebottle blowfly), 704 nucleotides. RefSeq names its product ribosomal protein L36A (gene RpL36A). Gene Ontology annotation, cellular component: ribosome; cytosolic large ribosomal subunit. Gene Ontology annotation, molecular function: structural constituent of ribosome. NCBI's taxonomy places the organism in Eukaryota, Metazoa, Arthropoda, Insecta, Diptera, Calliphoridae. The record is from RefSeq and is a predicted model, not a curated record. The coding region runs from base 150 to 464 and encodes 104 amino acids. The transcript is spliced from 3 exons. Gene Ontology annotation, biological process: translation.